GUACGCGGGGGAUGCGGAGGGCCGCGGUGGCAUCUACAACUUCGUAACCAAGAGGGGCGUCUGCGCAGGGGAAAGGGCCAAAAUUAGCUGGACGCAGGUGGAGACCGGCAGCGCGAUCACCUGGAAGUACCCCAGCGUGGUGCUCAAGGGCGACGGCAGCGUGGGCGAGUUCUACAGCGUGGCCCUCACCAACAACAAGCAGCAGGCCGACACGGGCACCAAGAUGAUCCACGUCGGGAAGAACACGCGCAGCCGCAUCAUCUCGAAGGGCAUCUCGGCGGGGCAGAGCCGCAACGCGUACCGGGGCCUGGUUCAGGUGCAGCCUGGCGCCACAGGGGCGCGCAACAACAGCCAGUGCGACAGCAUGCUUAUCGGGGACACCGCGGGCGCUAAUACGUACCCCUACAUCCAGGUGCGCGAGCCCAGCGCGGUGGUGGAGCACGAGGCGUCCACCUCCAAGAUUGGGGAGGACCAGCUGUUCUACUUCCAGCAGCGCGGCAUAGAGGUGGAGGAUGCUGUAGGGGUCAUCAUCAGCGGGUUCUGUCGCGAGGUAUUCAAUGAGUUGCCGCUGGAGUUUGCCGCGGAGGUCAACGAGCUGAUGAGCCUCAAGCUUGAGGGCAGCGUGGGGUGA
This is a messenger RNA of Monoraphidium neglectum, 631 nucleotides long. RefSeq lists its product as hypothetical. The transcript is spliced from 5 exons. Gene Ontology annotation, biological process: iron-sulfur cluster assembly. NCBI's taxonomy places the organism in Eukaryota, Viridiplantae, Chlorophyta, Chlorophyceae, Sphaeropleales, Selenastraceae. The annotation marks the transcript as partial. The record is from RefSeq and is a predicted model, not a curated record.